AUGCACGCGUCGUGGUGCCAACGUGAACUGGCUUCAGCUAAAAGCAAAUGGUUGCAUCGUCACCACGGCAACAGAGGCGGUCACCACGGGUUACUCACAUCAUCUCCAUCCAACAAAACCAAGAUCCAGCAUGGCCGUGCCGAGUUUUCCUGGGAAGGCGUCAAUUUGUCGAUGGAGGACACCACGUCCAUCUUACCGCGUCUCAAGAGGAGGUCCGCAAACUCGUACGGGAUCGGAGCUCUGGCCAAGUCCUCUCUGACAGGUGUGUCAGGUGUGUCCAGGUCCAUGAAGGACAAGGUGACAAAGCCCACGGCGAUGGCGCAGGGGAAGGUAGCUCACAUGAUCGAGUGGCAGAGCUGGAAUACGCCCUCUGCUGGUCCUCUGGGGAAAGCCAACUUCUCCAGGAGCGAGAAGCAGAGGAGGCUGGAGAACGAUGCAUAUAGUGACCUGAGCGACGGGGAGAAGGAGGCCCGGUUUGCAGCUGGGAUCAUGCAGCAGUUUGCGAUCUCUGAAGCCACUCUGUUCGGAUGGAACUCUCUGGACGGAGACAGUGUGGGGGCGGAGUCAAACCAAGGGAGUGUGAACCAUCUGAGCGAGGUGAACCAGGAGAGCAUCACCAGCAGAGACCAGAUGCUGCACCACUCCUCAGCAGACGUGUGGCCUCACUCGUACGUGUCUCAGGGCCUGUACUGCCUGUCGUCCUCUGAGGGCUGGGACCCCAUCACCAGCCAGCCCUCAGGCCUGGCCUCCCCCGCCGCCUCCUCCUACAUCAUGGCAGGUGUGUUCCCCAAAAGGAUCAUGGGAAACUAA
This is a messenger RNA of Knipowitschia caucasica, 810 nucleotides long. NCBI's taxonomy places the organism in Eukaryota, Metazoa, Chordata, Actinopteri, Gobiiformes, Gobiidae. The record is from the annotation of a GenBank genome assembly.